Messenger RNA from Platichthys flesus (European flounder), 3547 nucleotides. It is a transcript of the gene fbh1, whose product is annotated as F-box DNA helicase 1. Gene Ontology annotation, molecular function: 3'-5' DNA helicase activity; protein binding; hydrolase activity. Gene Ontology annotation, cellular component: nucleus. Gene Ontology annotation, biological process: replication fork processing; double-strand break repair via homologous recombination. The record is from RefSeq and is a predicted model, not a curated record. Lineage: Eukaryota; Metazoa; Chordata; Actinopteri; Pleuronectiformes; Pleuronectidae. Bases 280 to 3255 code for a protein of 991 amino acids. The transcript is spliced from 21 exons.
CAUGUGCUCUCUUCACCUACGACUCAAACUUUAGAACCGCAGCUUUUAGCGUCUUAAAAAUAGAUUCUCUCUUUUCCUUACAAACACACAUCAACAAGUCGGUAAUGGUGUUUAUUGAAUCCGUUUAAAUCAACGCGCGCGAGUCACGGUUGUGCAUUUUGCAGAAACCGGGAGGACAGCGUUGAACAAGCUAGCUCCAGUCACUGUUUACUUUCAAGGAGCCUAACCUGCUAAGGACGGAGAGUUUCUGCUUGGCUUAAAUGUUUGGUAGGCUCGACGAUGGAGGUGGCUGUGAAAGCAAAGGUCAAGAGGAGGCACCUGAAUGCAAACGAGUGUGAUGAACUGGGACAAAGUGCAGAGGGCACUAAUGCCCUUACCCAGCCCCUCACCUUCAACCAGGGGCAGGGCAGCUGUGAGCCAAACAAGUGGCUUUUCCCCAGAACGACCAAAAAGCGACGGAAGUGUGGGAUGGUUUCACAGCCUCAGCUCGAGGAAGAGGAGGAAGAAGAGGUUGAUGAGAUUGAUGAUGACAGCCUCCUUGCUGCUGCACUCUCUUCAGAAUCUCAGGAAACGUAUGAGGAGGAGGAGGAGAUUGACGAUUCCUCUCUGCUAGCUUCUGAGGAGAAGGUGGAUUACCUGGAGGGAAUGACCGCGGAAAUGUUUGGGGUAGAUGACUUUGAAAUAUAUGACAGAGACAAUCACAAAAAGGAUGAGGAGGUAGAGGCCCUUCCUGAUGCUCACUAUGGGCUGGUAGGCAGCAGCAAGGACCUUCUGCAGCCCCAGGGCUGCAUAGAUGACCUUCCAUUGGAGGUGCUGAGGCAGGUGCUAGGCUACAUCCCCGCCCAGGAUCUCUACCGCAGCAUCAGCCUCGUCUGCCAUCAUUGGAGGAGCAUUGUCCAGGACACCAAGUUUUUGCCCUUCAAGAAACAAUACUACCGCUACAUGAUGAGAGAGAAGGACGCCGAGCUGGAGAUGGUGUCCAACCUGAAGGACAACGGCAUAACAGAACCAGCAUUAGAACGGCACAGCAUACGACAUCUCGUUGUUUUUAUGGCUCAACAUAAGGUUGGAGAGCGGGUGAGUCCUGAGGACAUCCUGGUGUGUGUUAAGAAACAUCGCCUCUUUCCUAUGGCUGAGGCCUCCAUGAGAUUACGUAUUCCUGAUAUUCAGAAGUACUUUAACCAUGGCUCUGAGGGUCCCAACCCAUUUGCAGCCAUGGCGAUCAUAUUGAUACUAAGUGAGAAUAUUGGUGACGUGCAGGACUUGGUGUCUCUGCUCUCCGGGUGCAUGUCGCACUCUGCCAUUACAGAGUACCUCAGCCACAUGGCCAUGAUGUUGCUGGCUUUAGAGAGAAGUGAAAUCCAGAUAAAUAACAGGUCGCAUUACAACAUCUACUAUGUGCUUCAGCUGAUGGAGAACGGGCCCUUUUCUGUCGGAUCUACUCAGAAUGGGCGGCCUCAGAUGCAGCUGACCUGUGAACAGCAGAACAUCCUCAGUCACGACAUCCAGAACAACCAUGUGGUCAAGAUCAUAGCUUUUGCAGGUACAGGAAAGACGACCACAUUGGUGAAGUAUGCCGAGCAGCGUCCGCACUUACGCUUCCUGUACGUGGCUUUCAAUAAGUCGGUGGCUUGUGAGGCGGAGCGCCGCUUCCCCAAGAAUGUGGACUGCAAGACCGUCCACUCGUUGGCCUUCAGUGAUGUCGGGCGGAUGUAUCAGAAUCGUCAGAAGCUGACCUUUAACCUAAAGCCGUAUACCCUCAGUUCUGUGCUGCCUAAAGGCCGAGGUGGCUUCAUCAAGGCCAAAGUCCUGACCACGACUCUCAACACAUUCAUGGCUUCAGCAGACCCGACCAUCACCACUAGCCAUGUCGCCAGCACCCACGUAUCUAAUAAGGGCAAUAAGACGAUUAUAACAGAUGAUGAAAAAUUGUUGGUUGUCCAUGAUGCACGGACGAUAUGGAACAAGAUGAAAGAUCUCAAUGAAAAAAGAGCACAGGCAUACUACAUGACUCAUGAUGGUUAUCUCAAAUUAUGGCAGCUCCAAUCCCCAAAACCCUGCCUGUCUGACCAGUACGAUGUCAUUUUCAUCGAUGAGGCCCAGGACUGCACUCCAGCCAUUAUGGACGUGUUGCUGUCUCAGAAGUGUGGGAAGAUCCUGGUCGGAGAUCCUCAUCAGCAGAUCUACACCUUCAGAGGAGCCGUCAAUGCGCUGCAUGUUGUUGACCACACACACAUCUACUACCUGACACGGAGCUUUCGGUUUGGUGCGGAGAUCGCCUACGUGGCAGCCACCAUCCUCAAAGUGUGUAAGCGAGUCCAGAAGACUCUGGUAGGAGGCAAGCAGAAGGGUGGUGUAUGUAACCAGGCUGCAGUCGAGACCUUAGAGUUUGUGAGGACGGGUGUGAGUCCUAACCCGGGGAAGAUUGCCAUCUUGUCUAGGUGCAAUUACAGCGUGUUCAGUACAGCCGUCAGCCUGACAGACGUCAACCCGCUCUGCCGGAUCCACUUCAUAGGAGAUGUUAAAAACAUCGGCCUAAAUAGGAUCCUGGACAUCUGGCGACUGAUGCAAGCGCCAGACCAAGAACCAAAUGCCUUCAAGGAUCCCCUCAUUCGCUCCUUUGCAAAGAAAAGUCGCAGUUCCUUCCACGCCCUGAAGCAAUACAUCGAUCAGACGGAGGACUUGGAGCUGGCGAGCAAAGUCAUCAUCGUUGAAAAAUAUAGAAGUCGGAUUCCCCAACUGGUGAAGCUCCUCGACAGCUGCUUCGAGAAAGACUUUCGCAAAGCAGACUUCAUAGUUGGAACGGUCCACAAGGCUAAAGGUCUUGAGUUCGACACUGUUGUGAUCGGCGAGGACUUUACCCUGGUUCCCUCUCCCCGGUACCUUCUGCAGGGCGUGAUCACCUUCUCAUUCACAAACAUUCCUGACGAUGAGUGGAACCUGCUGUAUGUGGCGGUGACUCGUGCCAAGACAACGCUGAUCAUCACCAAGAGCAUCUACAAUAUCCUCACAGUGGACGGGGAAUACUUCUUGAAGUCGCAGAUGGCCAGCUCUGUGAGGAAGGAGGGCGAGGCUCUCACUUGCUUCCGUAACAGUUUACACCCCAUCGUGCCAGACUCGGCGUUCAUCAUGUCCACACAACAGUGGCCAUUUACUGAUGGCGUGUCUGACGGUGGCCUGCUGUGCGAGGGAUGUGUGUGGAUACGCAUCGGACCUACAGCCCUCCUCAUGCUUGAUGAGCAUAUCUACGGCUGAAAUACCAUGACAAUUUGGUCAGCCUAUCGUCCGUGGCUUAUUAAGCUAAUUUUCUUUUUUUUUAAUAGUGACUUUCAAUGUACUGUUCAGGAUAGGAACAGAGAGCAGCGAUCACUGCUUACUGACUCUGCCAUGUGAUCUUGUUUUUUAAAACUGUUCCCCUGUGAUUGUUUCUCUCUGUGAGAUGAAUGGGAUUGCUCAAUAAUGUACGGUUGAGAUAAUCAGCCAAUAGCAGCCAGUGAUACUCUGGUGGACUGACAUUAAAGAAGCAACGUGUUUCCAUGCAAACAUU